This is a messenger RNA of Aspergillus pseudoviridinutans, 1500 nucleotides long. RefSeq names its product putative amino acid permease. The record is from RefSeq and is a predicted model, not a curated record. Bases 1 to 1500 code for a protein of 499 amino acids. Lineage: Eukaryota; Fungi; Ascomycota; Eurotiomycetes; Eurotiales; Aspergillaceae. Gene Ontology annotation, biological process: transmembrane transport. Gene Ontology annotation, cellular component: membrane. Gene Ontology annotation, molecular function: transmembrane transporter activity. The transcript has 4 exons.
AUGUCGGAAGAAACAAUCGAGCUGUCGCCCUUUGGGACGAAGGUCGCCCGUGGAUAUGCGCUGGAGCUGAGAAACCAACAUGAGACAAGCGACAGGAAGGGCUUUGGCAACAGUGCCAGUGGUGGGGGUGGCACUUCGUCGAAUAAUACCAGUGGAAAGCAACGGAUGGAGUGGAUUUGCCCCCGGUUUGAUGAAUGGAGGUCCAGCGGCUUUGGUUUGGGGUAUGCUGCUAUCAAUGACAGGAACGAUGGCACUGGCCUUGUCGCUGGGCGAAAUGGCUUCCAUCUGUCCGCUCGCGGGAGCACAGUACCACUGGACCGCGCUGCUGGCGCCCCCGAGGAUCAGGGCAUUCAGCACUUGGAUGCAAGUAUCUGCUUCCUCGUGGCGACGCAAAUCCAGGGUCUCAUCGUCCUGAACCACCCGGAGUAUGAACCGCAACGAUGGCAUGGAACCUUGCUGAUGUGGGCGGUGAUGCUCUUCUCGUUGACCAUCAAUAUCUUUGCGGUUCGCAUCCUGCCUUUACUUCAACUCUUGGGUGGCCUUAUGCAUGUCGUAUUCUUUAUUGUCCUGAUCGUACCUCUGGUGCUAUUGUCGCCACGGAGUACGCCCGAAUUUGUUUUCACAGAGCUACUGAACCAAGGUGGAUGGAGUAGCGAUGGAGUCUCCUGGUGUCUGGGAAUGUUGACUGUCACAUAUUGCUUCACCGGAUUCGACGGCGCUAUCCACAUGAGCGAAGAGGUCCACAACCCGGCCACAGUGGUCCCUCGCAUUCUCAUCCAAACCAUUGUCAUCAACGGCACUCUAGCAUUUGGCUUCAUUCUGGUCAUGUUGUUCUGCAUCGGAGACAUCCACGCCAUCUUACACUCUCCAACCGGCUUCCCUAUUAUCGAAAUGUUUUACCAGGCCACCGGGUCCGUCCACGCAACAACAGCAAUGCAAUCCACCAUCACGCUCAUCGGCUUCGUCUCCAACAUCGCAGUCGUCGCAUCCGUUUCCCGCCUCACAUGGGCCUUUGCCCGCGACGGGGGCCUCCCAUAUUCCAGGUUUUUCGCCCACGUGGACCAGACAUACCACAUCCCCAUCCGCGCCAUCUGCCUCGUCUGCUGCACCGUUUUCGUGCUCUCCCUCGUCAACAUCGCCUCAACCACCGCCCUCAGCGCCAUCCUCGCGCUCACUACCAGCUCCCUUUUCAUUUCAUACAUCAUCCCCAUUGCCAUGAUGGCCCGGAAACGGAUCCGGAAGGAGCGGAUUGCGUUUGGCCCAUUCGCGCUGGGCCGGUGGGGUCUGGCCAUCAACAUCUACGCUAUCGUGUUUGGCAUCUUCAUAUGUACUUUUGUGUCGUUUCCGACGGAGAUUCCUGUGACGGCGACCAAUAUGAAUUACAGCGGCCCGGUAUUCCUGGGUGUGACCGUACUGUUGAUUUGUGAUUGGGCCGUAAGGGGGAGAGGGAGGUUUACAGGGCCAUUGAAGGAGUUGUUAACGCGGGGUGCUGAGAUGUAG